Molecule: messenger RNA, 1878 nt
Organism: Trypanosoma cruzi
Lineage: Eukaryota; Euglenozoa; Kinetoplastea; Trypanosomatida; Trypanosomatidae
Exons: 1
Coding region: 1-1878 (625 amino acids)
Biological process (GO): cilium movement; outer dynein arm assembly
Cellular component (GO): cilium
Source: RefSeq, a predicted model, not a curated record
AUGAGGCGUCCACAGAGCGUACUGGAUGGCCCGAGGUCGGAAGCGAAGAACAAACGGCAGAAGAAGCGUGGGGAAAGUGCGGGGGUGCGGCGUGCCGUUUUCUCCGAUGUUCCAAAAGACGAAGUGGAGUCAUACACCGAGCGUCUCCGGGAACUUGCCACGCAGCAGGCACGGCUGGAGCGGGAGUUUCAGCAACGGAGCACCGCCAACCGACGUGCUAUUCGGAAGAUGCAUGACGAGAACACACACCUGCGCACUAUCCGUGCCGGGACGAGUGAUGUGACGGCGGUGGAGUUGGAGCAGCUUGAGCAGUGUAAAUUCAUUGAGCUACGACGUCUCAACCGCCUGACGCAUCAACUAGAGAAACUAGAGGAGAAAUUCCGGGAGAAAGAGAUGGCGCGUCGCCUCAAGGAAGAGGCAGACAAAACGCCGCCGCUUGAAGCUGUCACUGGCAAUCGCAGCGUUGUGCUGCGCAUUCAGAAAUUAGAGAAGCAACUGGACAAGAUGCUAACUGAACAGCAAUGUGUAAGAAGCAUUAGAAGCAUGUACGAAAAGGUGUUGGAGGAGUUACGGGAGGAAUGGGCGGGCCGCGAGUCUUCUGUCGCCGUCCUGGAGCAUGACAUUGAAACCCGGCGGAGGGAAUAUGCCAAGCUGGUCCUGAUGUACAAAAACGCCAAUACCGACCAUCAAAUUGCAAAGGAAGCGUUACAAAAAUUUAAGGAUGAAUUUGAGGAGGGGCGACGAAUGAAAGACAAGGCCCUCGGUGAUCGCCGUCUACGUGUGGAACGGGCGCUUAAGGAAACGCAUUAUCUGGAAACUCGGGAGGUAAAACUUCAGAAUGACAUCGAGACGGAGCACCAACGCAUUGAGGAGGCAGAGACACUGCAUAAAGAGAGAAUACGCCGAAGACAGCACUCAGUGAGUGCGAUGGAGCGCAUUUCUAUGGUUCAGCGGGAGCCACAGCAGCAGGGAGACGGAGGUGACGACCGGCUGCAGACAAUCGGUGGGACGCCGGAGGAUGAGGAGCGCGUGCGGGCCUACGAGGAAUCCCUGCGAAAGAUGAUGCGGGCCACCGAGUCGUCGACAAUUGAUGAGCUGAUGACAAAAUUUGAGCUUGAGUACGCCGCGCGGCUACAGUUGCAGGAUCAGGUUCGGGAGGAAAAGGCAAAGCUGGAGCGGCUCUCUGCGGUGGUGCGGCGUCUGAGGGAGGAGACGAGGCACGCGAAGCUCUGCGGUGUCGGUCUACCUCCCGUGACGUCGGGUUUACGGGAUGAAGUUGUAAAGUGUAUUGAGGAGGCCACCGUUAAACGUGAGGAGGCGGUUCAGGGAACUGCGGAAUUGCAACAACUCCUUGCAGAACUAACGCGGCGUGUGGAUGUGCUCGCUGCCGUCGUUGCAACUUAUCGCCCUGAAGUCUCCGUGCCCCUAACCACGGCUGAAAACUACAUCACAAACAUGCGCAUUGUUAUGCAAAAAAUAUUCUCGCUAGCCGACGAGGCAAUCAGCCGUGAUCAUGCGCCGGUUAAAAUGGACUUAAUGCUCGUUGUGGUACCACCCAGCAACACACGAAUUGCGCUUCCAUCUCCAGGGACGACAGGCGCCGCGUGGCGUGAGAGCUCCCAUGACGUGGAUAAUAGUGCUGCCUCCGAGCAAGAAAUGGGCAGCUUUGGUAUAUUGCCCUCCGGCGAAACAACAGAUGUCAAGGCCUCCUUCUGUCCAAGCACAGCUUCUGACGAGGAGGUAUUAAAGGAUGCUGAGCGCAGCGUGACGCUGCUUGACAAUGAGGAUCCCCUUACCCGAGAACAAAUUAAACGAUUGGCAACAGUUGUGCUAAGGCGUGAGGCACGCCGAAGGCAACUGGAAAAACGCCGCCGAUGA